Molecule: messenger RNA, 514 nt
Organism: Triticum urartu
Lineage: Eukaryota; Viridiplantae; Streptophyta; Magnoliopsida; Poales; Poaceae
Source: RefSeq, a predicted model, not a curated record
UGCACCAUGCAAGUUGCUGAAUUUGAGAGAGCUUCAGCUACUGAUGUUCGCAAUGGAGAUCGAUAACAUAAACGACAUUUACACUUUCCUUGUGGCCUGCUGUGGCCCUCGAUUGGAGAGGUUAUUUGUGCAGCUUCCGACAAGUAGUUGUCAGUAUAGGCCAGAGGAUGAACCAUCAGGAUCAGAAUCUGAGGAAAAUGGGUCAGUGGAAGAGCUAUCAGAGCAAGAAACAACGGAGGAAGAUGAGCUAGAGGAAGAGCUGUCAGAGGGAGAUGACCCAGAGGAAGAGCUGUUAGAGGGAGAUGACCUAGAGGAAGCGCUGUCAGAGGGAUUGAACACGAGGAAGAGUUGUCAGAGGGAGAGUCACCUGAAGAAAAUCAAUCACAGAAACAUGGGUCGAGGGAAGAGAUAUCUGAUGGAGGGCAAUCAGAGGAAGAGGCAAUAGAGGAUGGUGAUGGCUUUGAGAACCUUCUGUUGGUCAACAUGAUGAAUUUCAAGGGGCGCCACCAUGAGA